Drosophila kikkawai is the source of this 1277-nucleotide messenger RNA. Its product is annotated as endoplasmic reticulum resident protein 44. Gene Ontology annotation, cellular component: endoplasmic reticulum-Golgi intermediate compartment; endoplasmic reticulum membrane. The record is from RefSeq and is a predicted model, not a curated record. NCBI's taxonomy places the organism in Eukaryota, Metazoa, Arthropoda, Insecta, Diptera, Drosophilidae. Gene Ontology annotation, molecular function: protein disulfide isomerase activity. Gene Ontology annotation, biological process: protein folding.
UCGCGUGAAGAAAAUGAAGGUGACCGGUAGUUGGGAUAUCCUCAUCCCACUAACAAUUCUAUGCUGUAAACUCUACCCAGCCACUGGAGGGUCUGCGGUGGUGAUUACCAAUGAAAACUGGGAAAACAUCAUCAAAUCCAAUGACGUGGUGCUGCUCAACUUUUAUGUGGAUUGGUGCCGUUUUAGCAAGCAGCUGGAACCCAUUUUCGAGGAGGCGGCGGCAAGGAUUCGCGAGCAGUUCCCUGAAGACGGUCGUGUGAUCCUGGGCAAGGUGAACUGCGAUGACGAGUCGGAAGUGGCUAACAGGUUCGAUAUUUUCAAGUACCCCACGCUGAAGGUGGCCAAGAGCGGACUGACCAUUAAUCAGGAAUACCGGGGCCAGAGAUCCGUCAAGGCCUUCGUCGAGUUCGUGGAGCGGGAGCUAUCGGGUCCCAUCAAGGAGUUCCAGAACAUCAGUGAACUACACGACGCCGACGUGGGAGAUGGACUAGUCAUUGGCUAUUUUAUAUCCAGGGAUCACGAGGAGUACCUGAGCUACCGUAGGGUAGCAAGAAUUUACCGCAACGACUGCAAGUUUAUGGUGGGCUUCGGUGAGGUGAGCAGAGACCUGCAUCCGCCUGGCGAGAAUCUGCUCAUCUUCCGCGCAGACUUCUUAAACAUUAACUACAAAGAGUACUACAGUGAGUACUCGGGCAACCUUACCAACUUCAUGGACUUGAUGUCCUGGGUGUCCGACAAGUGUAAGCCUUUGGUGCGGGAUAUAACCUUCGAUAAUGCCGAGGAGCUCACGGAGGAGGGUCUGCCCCUUCUUAUAGCCUUUUACAACAAGAACGAUCUGGGUCCUGUCCGAGAGUUCCAGACCGUAGUCAAGACCCAGUUGGCGGACGAGAAGAGGGUUAACUUCUUGACUGCCGAUGGAGCUCUCUUCGGUCACCCACUAUUCCAUAUGGGAAAAUCGAUGGACGAUCUGCCCGUAAUUGCCAUAGACUCCUUCCAACAUAUGUACGUCUUUCCGAAGUUCGCGGAUAUUCACCAGCCGGGAGUCCUGAAAAAGUUUAUCGAUGACUUGUUCACUGGACAGCAUCACUUGGAUUACCACAAUCCAAAAGAUUCCUUUGAAGAGACGAUUGAGACGGCCGUUGAAGUUUUGACCCCGCCGGCUAUCCACGAGUCCAAGUUCAAGGAACUGCUGCCCUCAAAGCACCGCUAUACCUUGCUCAACCGAUCUAGGGAUGAGUUGUGAAUUAAAAUUAAAUCAAUAAACUUUUAGUGCUUAA